AUUUAUUAUUUUUCUUGUAAAAAUUGUUGUUUGUUAAAAAUAAAAACGUUUCAGUUUUUGCAUUUACUCAUGGCAACAAAAGACACAAUAUUCAAAUAUCAGGAUGGAUAUAUCCUUGUCGAAGAUCUUGAGGAGUGGCUUGCCCUAGGAUUAAUCACUGAGAAGGAUCGAGUUUGGUUAUAUCACAAUGAACGAGCUAUUUCUUUUGCAAUCAGUACACUUAUUAUAAUCAAUGGAAGAGAACAUCCAUUUCAAAGUGUUCAACGGUUUUUCGAAUGUAAUCAAAGUUCUUCCGAUAGCGAUUCUGAAUACAGUGACGUCACCAUACAAUCAACUUCUGUGACACCGCUAAAGGAUCGUGUUAAAAUCAGAACUAAAUUCACCACAAUUCCUCUGCUGUGUUCAUAUUUGAAAGAAGAUAAGAAGAUAUUGUUACAAUCAGAUAUUGCUUUACUUUUGGAUUUAUUCUCAAAAUUAGAUAAGAAAGCAUUUCAGCUUAAAAAUAAUUAUUUACCAAGAUUUUGUGCUCAGGCUGAACGACCGAAUAUAUGCAAUGUGUGUAACAACCAAGCUCCGAGUACAAUUCAUCGUUACGUUAAGCAUGUUAUAUCUGAAAAGCAUCUCAAAAAUUUGACGGGUGUUUCACCACAAGAAUUUAAUUUCUGGGUGAAUAUUCUCACUCUGGAGACCAAGAAACAACCGAAUAUUCUGGCAAUUGUGACACAAAUGAAUUCACCUCCGAUUCCACUAAUUGAUUUCAAAGUUGAAUCUGCUCUUGUGAAAGAAAACGAGAGAAGUACCAAAAUUGAAGAAUUGCGAGUCAUUUAUGAAAAAUUGACAAAAGAGGAACGAGUCGAAAAGAUGACUCUCGUCAGACAUUUGGAUAAGGAAAAAACAAUUUCUUGUACUGCAUGUUCAGUUACUAUUAAAAGUUUUCAAGAAGUUAUGGAUCAUAUUUUACUAACGGAUCAUGUCAAAUAUCUGGUCAACUUCGGGUUCUCAGAAAAAGCUUUACUUUGGUGGAAGAAACGGUUUGAAACUGAACAGGAGCAAUUAAAAGUUCAAGUUCCAAAAGUUGAUGAGAAGCCUACAGAAUCAUCAAUUCCAACCAAAACUUCAAAUGUAACUUCUCAGUUGAAUAAACCUUCUCCAUCUCCUCACACUCAACGUGUUCCAUUACUAAGUCCACUUGCUUCUGCAACCAGGUCAUCACAAAAAAUGUUCAUAGACACACUUCGAAGUAUUGAUGUGAAACUUAAAAAACUUGAAGAAGAAAACUCAGUGAUCAAAGGAAUGAUUGUUGACUGGAAAUGCGAAUUCUGCAGCACAAAACAGAAACCAUUGGAGUUCUCCACAGAAUUCGAUGCCAUCCGACAUGUUAUUUCAAGUCAGAAACAUAAGGAAUAUAUGAAGUUCACUGCACCAAUUCACGAUCUAAAUUUCUGGUAUAACUGGAUUGCUGACUUGAAUCGCGUGAAAACUGUGCAAACUGUUAAUCUAACACCAAAGAAUUCAAGAACAGAACAAUCACACAAAUUCUUGAAAAAACCCGAAAACAUGAUUAUUCCUGCAAGUAAGUACAACAAUUACUUACAAGGGAAGUAUGCAUUUGAAUUCGACUACAAGGAAAAUCGAUCUGAAGUUUUUUCUGUGAAGUGUUUUACUACUAUUCAGAUUUUUAUUCCAGUGCUCCAAAAGUUGACUUUACAGACGUUCUCAUUAAAAAAAAUGCAGGAAAAAGCUCCAUUACUUGACCAAUUAGUUUCUGGCAUUGCAGUUGUAAAAGGUAAAGAAUUCAACGACAAAAUAAAUGAAUUAUUGACCCUGAUUAAAUCAAAAAGUUCCGAGGAAAAAGCCAAAAAUACGCGAGUAAACUGGAAAUGUACAUUUUGUGUGAAUUUGCAUUCAAAUCAAAUUCGUAUGGGUAACAUGAGUAGUGCAAUUCGACAUAUUUUUUCUUUUGAUCAUCGACAAAAUAUGGGUUGUGUUGCUUCUUCGUCUGAUCUCAAUUUUUGGAAAUCAUUUUUAACAGUUGCGGUUACAAAAGAAAUACCGGUGAUCACUCCGCAAGUACAAAACACUACAAGUUCUCCAAUUGCACAAAAUGUUAAAAAAAACGAAGAUCGUAUCGCAAUGCUUGAUAAACUACCGAAUGGAGCGAAAACAGUCACGAAAGAAAAGUUCAACGAGAUACUUGAUCGAUCCUUGAAAUUAUUCCGACAAGGAGGCAACGAAACGGUCAACGCCAAGAAAAAAGUGACGUGGAAAUGCUCAUUCUGCUCAACUCCAACAAGAAUUGUAUCUAUGUCAUUAUUGGGAAACACAUUUCUUCAUAUUGCAUCGGAGAAACACAGGGAAAAGAUGGUAUACAAAGCUUCAAUCUCUGAUCUUGAUCACUGGAGAAAAUGGGUGGAAGAGGUUACUCCCAGAAAUUGGAAACCAAAGACACCGGAGCCGACCAAAAGUUCAAAUGUCUCAGAAGUGUCAAAGGAGAAGGUAGCAACACCAAAAAAAGAUUCCACUCAUCAGAAAUCAGCAACACCCACUCCUUAUAAUAAUCCUCGUUUUCCGCUUCUCGAUGUCCCUCGCAGCCUUAACAAUAGGCUUUCAAAAGAAGAAUACAUGAAACAAUAUAACUCGAUUUGUGAAAAACUGAAAUCAUUGAAUUCUGGAACAGCAACAAAUCAGAAAGUUAACUGUUUUUGCUAUUACUGCCCAAAUUCAAUUGAGUUUAAAUCUAUUUGGGAAGUGGUACAACACGUAUUCAACGGAGUUCAUAUGAAAAAUAUCAACUACAUUGGAACUUCUGCUGACUUCCUAUAUUACGAAGAACUAAUCAAACAGAUUACUCCACCAAAAGUACGAGCUCCCGUGCCAUUUCCGACAACAAUGAAGCCAGAAGUUAAGAGAACUCCAGUUUCAGUAGUUAGUCCUGUACAACCUUCUCAACCUGUACCAAAAGCGGAAAUUCGUCCACAACCGUCCAUUACAAUGUCUUUUCCAAUAAGACCAGUUGUUAAAGAUUGUGAUUUUCCACUCUUUACAUCAACAGCUCCAUUCAAUGUCAACUAUGUAUAUGGGAAGACCACUUUUUGAUACGCCAACAAUAUGUAAGUACUGCAAAAUACAUUUAUCAGGAAUGACAAGUGUAACGGUGGCAAAACACGCAUUUUCUGUGAUGCAUAUAACAAUGAUGAAACAAUGUGGUGACCGAAUACAAUUCAGUGAUUAUGAAUGGUGGAUUAGAUUACUUGAGGAGGAAUUUCAUAUAAAGUACAACAGAGGCUCAUUUCUAAUUGAGUACCAUCUUGGUUUCACUCCAGUUGAAUCUUCAUCUUUAGCGUAUCCGAGAUUCCAAGAAUUCACAAGUGCAGAAAAAGCAUUAAUUUCUACGUUUGAUGAGAGCAAAAUGACAUCAGAAGCAACUGACAAAUUUAAUCUUCUGGAAACGCUUGGUGGAUGCUGCUACUGUAAGAAAUGGUGUUUUACUCCAGUAGAAGCACUAUAUCAUUUUCUAUCACAAGAACAUUUUACAGAGGUUCGGAAGCGUCAUCCAGUCAUGAAAAGUGAAGUAGACAAGGUUUUAAACUGUAUUGCACACUACCAAGUGCAAAGUUCCUCACGAUGCACAAUCAUGUAGACAUUUGACAUAUCUCAAAAUGAAUGUCCUAGUCCCUUUGUAUAAUAAUCUGAAUAAAAUGUCUAAUUCUUG
Messenger RNA from Caenorhabditis elegans, 3712 nucleotides. It is a transcript of the gene F27D4.6, whose product is annotated as C2H2-type domain-containing protein. The coding region runs from base 70 to 3096 and encodes 1008 amino acids. The record is from RefSeq and is marked reviewed. The transcript has 32 exons. Lineage: Eukaryota; Metazoa; Nematoda; Chromadorea; Rhabditida; Rhabditidae.